Contarinia nasturtii (swede midge) is the source of this 1087-nucleotide messenger RNA. RefSeq names its product putative ankyrin repeat protein RF_0381. The coding region runs from base 129 to 1055 and encodes 308 amino acids. The record is from RefSeq and is a predicted model, not a curated record. The transcript has 14 exons. Lineage: Eukaryota; Metazoa; Arthropoda; Insecta; Diptera; Cecidomyiidae. Gene Ontology annotation, molecular function: protein binding.
AUCCCACUGAAUGAAUCGGUUGACUUUUUCACUAAUCUAAAUCAGUCAUUUUCAUAUCGUGCCAGUGAAUUUACGGUGACAAACUAAGCAGACUUAAAUUUUAAAUUGUGAAGUUCAAGGCGUGCGAAAUGAAAUCUGCCACUGCACUAAUUUUCUGUUUUGGCAUUAUUUUAAGCGGCGCACUUCCGCAAAAUGACCUAUUACAAAACACUGCAUCAACUUUGGGAGGUAGACUUUUUACAGCAAUCAAAGAAGGAAGUGUCGAUAAGGUUCAAAACAUCAUUGAAAACCGCGAAGUCGGCGAUACAGUUAAAAAUGGUGCAUUAAAUUGGGCUAUUAAAUUAGGUCAACAGAAAAUAGCUGAAUUGCUGAUGAAUAAGGGAAGGGUGCAUCCUUCUGACUCACAUCUGACUCACGCGACUGAAAAAGGUGACACCAACAUGGUCGAAACAUUGCUUAAAUAUGGUGCCAAUAUCAAUGGAAACAGUGAAAGACACAAAACAGUUUUGCAAACGGCUAUUGAAGUCGGUAAAGAUCAAGUUGCAAGUUUGUUGCUUGACAGAGGCGCAAAUGUCAACAUACCUGAUAAUGAAGGAAAGACUGCGCUCCACUAUGCUGCUGAAUUUGGUAAAGAGCAAAUUGCUGAGGCUAUAAUUAAAAAAGGAGCUGACGUUAAUGUUUUAGAUAAUGUGAAAAAAUCGGCACUCCACUAUGCUGCUCAAACGGGGUUUGAAAAAGUCACUGAUGUACUACUCCAAAACAAGGCGAAUCCCAAUGAAGCAAAUAAGAAUGGGUUGACACCGCUUCAUUUUGCAUCACUCAAUGGUUCCAGAAAUAUAGCAGAAAACCUAAUCAAUCAUGGCGGAGAUGUGAAUAAAGAAGAUGAGUUGGGAAAGACUCCUUUUUACUAUGCUGUUGGAGAUGCUGCAAAGGCCAAAAUUGUUGACUUGCUUAUUCACAAAGGAGCGGAUGUUACUCAUGAAGAUUAUCAGGGAAGAACAGCUCUUCAUAGAGCGGCAGAGUUUGGUAUAAGACUCAUCGUGAUUUUUUUUUAAAGAAAUACUUUAAAUGGGUUGACUUAAAAUCU